AUGGAGGAGCGGGAUGAAGCGCAACGAGCGGCCAAGGCGAUAUUUGAGGAGAAACGAGACCUCGAGGCUGUGCACGAGCGGUUGCUGGAGGAGUACGAGGAGAAGGAGAUGGAACUGGAGGAGGCGAUGGCAGCCAGGGACGCGGAGGUCAACCGACGGAAGCAACUCGAGAACGCAUUGGCGGUGGCGGAAGGGAAGGACGGAGACGGAUGGCGGCGUCUGCAGAGGGAGCAGCAGCUGCAGGAGCAGGUGCAGGCGCUAAGGCGGGAGACGGCGGGGUUGAAGCGACAGGUGGAGGAGGCGAAAUGGCGCGAGGAGGAGACGAAGGAGAAGCUGAAGGAGUGCCAGAACAAGCUGGAGCAGGCUGCUGCGUGGAGGCGCAAGUGGGAGGCAGCAGAGAGGGAGCUGGGCGAGGCGAGGCAGGAAAUGGCUCGCCUGGAGGCUGCUUCGUGGAGGCGCAAGUGGGAGGUGGCGGAGAGGGAGCUGGGCGAGGCGAGGCAGGAGCUGGCUCGCCUGGAGGUGCAGCAGCGACGCCUGCCGCACAUGGAGAAGCAGCUGCAGGUGAGUCUCUCCACAGGGUAUGCAUUUGCUCCUCGCACGGGGUACGGGAGUCGUCCUUGGCAAGGCGCAACUGCAGCAGGCAUUUGCUGGCUCUCCCAGGAGCAAGAGCUGGCUCGCCUGGAGGUGCAGCAGCGGCGCCUGCCGCACAUGGAGAAGCAGCUGCAGGUGAGUCUCACUGCAGCGUGUAGGCAUGGACCGCGCACAGGUAUGGUUGCCCCCUCUCUCAAGGCUAUGUAUAGCAGGGACGGGCAGGUUCCUACGUCCAGUGGAGCAGGAGCUGGCUCGCCUGGAGGUGCAGCAGCGACGCAUUCCGCACAUGGAGAAGCAGCUGCAGGUGAGUCUCAUCACGGGAACCUAAAGGGGGAGGUGGAGCGGUGGAGAGGCAAGACGGAGGAGGUGGAGCGAGAGGCGGAGGAGCAGAGGACGAGAGCCAAGGUGCUGGAGGUCAAGAAGACGACUCUUGAAGAGCUCGUGGCUUCCCUGACGAAGGAAGAUAGAGACGAAGAGGACUGUGAGGGCAGGGGGGGAGAGGAAACAGAGGCGGAGAAGGCGGAAGAGGCGGAAGAGGAGGAGGAGGAUGAGGAGGAGGAGGAGAAACGGAAGGACGAGCAGGUGAAUCAGCAGCUGCAGGUGCUGAAAGAGGCGUUCCAGGAGUUUGAAGGGAUCAGGUGCUCGUGUGAUGAAACAGCUUCUGCAGAAACAGCCUAUGGGGUGCCUCAACAGCAGUGUGAAGGCAUGAACGCGCCUGAUCCCCCCCACUCCGCCUCCGCCUCCACCCCCGCCCCCGCCCCCGCCCCGUCCCCAGCACCCGUGGUUGGGGGUGCACUAUCUGGGUACCAGAUAGGCUCGCCAGGGGCGUGGGGAAGGCUGAGUAUGACGGCAGGAAAAGAGAGUCUGGCCGGGGCAGGGAGUGUGGGAACGACGGGGAGUGUGGGGAGUGUGGGAUACGGACAGAAUGAGGAGGCGGGGAGGGUGAUCAAGAGCCUGCAAUCGAAGGUGCGCGCGGCGCUGCGCGAGAGGGACGCGGGGAGGGUGGAGUGCGCGCGGCUGGGUGAGAUGGUGGCGGGGCUGCGGAGGGACCUGGCGCGGGCGGAGGAGGCGGCAGGGAAGGCGGGGGCAGAGGCGGUGGAGGUGCAGAGGCAGCUGCUGCAGGCGAAGGAAGAGCAGAAGGCAGAGGCGGAGGCUCUGCUGGUGGAGAGGGAGCAGCGGGCGGCGCAGCUGAUGGCAGCAGAGGGAGCUCGGCUGGAGGGGGAGAAGGAGAAAGCCCUGCUCGCCGCGGACCUCUCUUCCACCAGGGCGGAGGUCUCCCGCCUGGAGAGGAGCAUGGCAGAGUCAGAGAAGCUGUCCAAGCAGUGGUUAUCCUCGCUACAAGCAGAACUCGCUGUGGUUAAAACGGAGCUGGAGCGCAAGGAGCGCAAGCUGGAAGAAGCUACACUCGAGUUGAACGUAAAGUUUAGGGAGUGCGAGAGGAUGGAGAGGGCCUGGGAGAAGCAGCAGGAGGCUUGGAACGGAGAGGCGCAAGAGGCAGCGGUGCAGCUCGUUUCAGCGCGGUUGGACCUGGCUGGUUGCGGUUUUGAGAGGAGUGAGGCCGAGAGGGAGUGGGAGGAGGAGAAGAGGGCAAGGGAGGAGGAGUGGGCGGGCAGGGAGAAGGAGUGGGAUGGGGAGAAGCUGAGGUGGAUCAAGGAGCAGCUGACGUGGGCAGCAAAGGAGCGAGCAUGGGCGAAGGAAGCAGAUGAGCAGAGGGAGCACGUGGCAUGGCUUGAAGCGAGCCUGUCCGGGGUAGAGCAGGAGAAGCAGGAGCUGAUGCAGGCUAAGAAAGAGGCGGAGCAGGAGCGAGAGGAGGUGGAGAUGGAGAGGGAGGAACUGGAGCAGGAGAGGAGGCGAUUGGAAGGGGUGGUGGUUGCUCUGCGGGACGAGGGUCAGAGACUGGCGCAGGAACUUGAAGAGGUACGAAAGCAGGCGGAGGAGGAGCGGGAGCAGGCGGAGGCGGAGCAGCAGGCAGCGCAGCAGGCGAUGCAUGCGGCCCAGCAGGAGUGGGAACAGAAGGAGGAGCAAUGGGGUGGGAAGGAGAGCAGCUGGUCUUCUCAGCUAGAGGAGUGGGUGCGGAAGGAGAAGCAGUGGGCGGGCUGUGAGGCGCAGAUGGCCGCUCAGGUGGGCAGCUUGGAUGAGGAGAUCACUGGGCUGAAAGUGGCACACGCAGCCGAGCAGCAGGCAUGGGCGGAGAAGCAGUGCAGGUGGGCGUCUGAGGUAGAAGAAUGGACGCGGAAGGAGCAGCAGUGGUCGGGCUGUGAGGCGCAGAUGGCAGCUCGUGUGAGGUGCUUGGAUGAGGAGAUUACUGGGCUGAGGGAAGCGCGAGCAACCGAGCAGCAGGCAUGGGCAGAGAAGGAGAGGCAGGAGCAGGGACGAGUAGCCUCUCUGGUAGAGCAGUGGGGACAGAAGGAAGAGCAGUGGGGGCAGAAGGAAGAGCAGUGGGAGGCGGAGAGGAGGGAACUGGUCGGGAAGGAAGAGGCGCUCUCUGCUCAGACUACGGUUUUGACUGACGAGUUGGCUGUUGUGAGACAGUCAUUUGCGGAGGAGCAGCAGCAGUGGGCGGAAGAAAAGGGGGAGCUUGCUGCUGCACAUGAGGCGCUGUCUGCUCGGGCUAUGCUACUGGCUGAAGAGUUGGCUGCUGUGAAGCGGGCUUACGCGGAGGAGCAGCAGCAGUGGGCGGUUAAGGGGAAUGAAUGGAGGGCGAGGGAGCAGGAGUGGGAGGUGCUGGGGCAGCAGCAGAGGGUGCGGCUGGGGGAAAUGGAGACCGCGUUGGAGUGUGUUAAGGCAGAGAAGGCUGCUGUGGAGGAGAGGGCGGGAGACGUUAGGCAGGAGAGGGAGCGGCUGACGAGGGCCAUUGAUGUUCUGGAGGGCGAGAGGCAGGAGCUGAUCACAGCCGUUGAUUCGCUGGAGAUGGAGCGGGUGGCGGAGCGGGAAGAGUGGGGAGAGAAGGAAGAGGAAUGGAAGAAGGAGCAGGUGAUGCAGGAGGAGCAGAUGAGGGAGCUUCAGGGGAUGUUAGAAACGGUGCAACAGGAGAGUUUGCAGCAGAGGAGGGAGUGGGAAGGUAAGGAAGGGAAGUGGCUGGCGAAGGAGCAAGAGUGUCAGGAGAAGGAGCUGGCGUGGCAUUGCAGGGAGGGAAUUCUGGGUGAGGCUCUUGCAGCAAUGGAAGAGGAGUUGUGCGCUGUGAAGGGAGACCUGAUGGCGAAGGAGCAGACGGUAGCAGCAGCUGAGCAAGAGCUGUGUGCUGUGAGGGAAGACCUGGCAGCGAAGGAGCAGACGAUUGCAUGCUGGCAGGAGAAGGAGCAGGCUUGGUUUUGUAGGGAGGGCAUUCUGGGUGAGGCUCUUGCAGCAGCAGAGGAAGAGCUGUGUGCGGUGAAGGGAGGUAUGACAGCAAAGGAGCAGCAGUGGGUGGAGAAGGCGGGGGUGAUGGAUGAACAGUUGGCAGAUCUGCAGCAGAAUCUGGCAGCAGCUCAGGCUGACGUGGACAUGGCUAACGUUGAGCUGGCGGCAGUGAGGAAUGAGCUGGCAGAGAGGGACCAGGAGCUGGUGGUGACGGAGCAGAGAUGGGCUGAGAAGGAGGCGGCAUGGGAGGAGAAGAGGGUAACGCUAGAGGGGAGGGUGACUGAACUCGAAGGGAGCAUUGCACGCAUGGAAGAAGAGAGAUCAGAUAUGCUGCGUGAGAUGCAAUCCCAGCAGGAGGAAUGGGCGCAGAAGGAGCAGCAGCUGCUGCUGGUGCAGCAGCAGCAGCAGGAGUCGGCUGCAGGUGCCUUCUCAGCUGCAGAGGCAGCAAGGGAAGAGGCAGAGGUGCAGGGACAAGCCUGGUUGGGUCGGGCAGAAGCAGCAGAGAAGAGAGAAGAGGGUCUGAAAAAGGAGAUGGAUGGCUUGGUUAAGGAAGCAGCGGCAAGGCACCAGAGAGUAGUGAGGGACUUGACUGAGGCGCGUGGGAAGCUGGAUAGCGUGAAUGCGCGGUUGAUUGCGGUUCUGGGGGAGAGGGAUGGGUUGAAACGGGAGCUGGAGGGCGUUAGGAGGGAGUUUGGGAGGGAGAGGGACGGGUGGGUGAAGGAACGGGCGGUUCUGGAGGAGAAGGUGAGGGGUUUGGAGGAGAAUGGGAGGGGUUUGGAGGAAAAAGUGACGGGUCUGGAGGAGAAAGUGAGGGGUUCGGAGGAGUCAAAUGCGCAGCUGAGAGCAGCAGUAUCCCAGUUGCAGGGGCAGAAGGUGGCAUUGGAGGAGACGGUGGGAAAGCUGAGGGAUCUGAAUGUGGAUCUUGAGCAGGCGAACGGGCAGCUGAUGGGAGGCAAUGUGCAAUUAGAGGCGAGUGUCGGGCAGCUUAGAUCGGCUAACGGGCAGCUGAAAGCAGCAGUGGCGCGGUUGGAGGGGGAGAAGGGGGCGGUAGAGGCGGAGAAGGCGGAAAGGGAGACGGAGUGGGAGGCGGAGAGGGAGGGGAUGGAGAGGGAGAAGGGGAGGUUGGUGGGGGAGAGGGAGAGGCUUGUGGGGGUGAAUGCGCAGUUGAAGGCUGCUGUGGGGAGGUUGGAGGGGGAGAAGGGGGAGGCGGAGUGUGGGAAGGCGGAAGCAGAGGCGGAGUGUGCGGAGCUGAAGGGGGAGAGGGCGGAGCUGGUGGUUGAAGUGCGUGCGUUAAAGGAGACAGUGAGUGGGUUGGAGGAUGAGAAGAGGGAGGUGGAGAGGCAUUACGAGGAGCUGACGAACGAAGUGUGUGUACUGAAGGAGGCUGUGUGUGGGUUGGAAGCGGUAAGAGAUGGGUUGGAGGAGCAGAACAGGGAGGUGGAGAGGAAGAACGAGGAGCUGCUUGGGGAGAGGGAGCGGCUGAAGGGCGAACUGGCACAGGCUCUGUCAGAGAAGGGAGAGGUUGACGCGGAGAGGGAGGAGUUGCAGACAGAACUGGGACAGGUGCUUUCGGAGAAGGGAGGGGUUGAAGCAGAGAGGGAGCAGCUGAAGGGCGAAUUGGCACAGGCUCUGUCGGAGAAGGGAGAGGUGGAAGCAGAGAGGGCGGAGCUGCAGCAAGCACUGGGACAGGCGCAGACAAAGACAGGGCAACUCGAAGCCGAGAGGGAGCAACUGCAGGCAGGUAUGGGUGAGUUGGAGAGGGAAAUUGGCCAGCUGAGGGCGGAAGGAGCGGCUUUGACUGCAGCGAAGGGAGCUUUGGAGGAGGAGCGAGUGGUGCUGCUGUCUGGUGCGGCUGAAAUGAAGGCAGAAAUCGAGCAGCUGAGAACUGAAGGAGCAGCUUUGGCUGCAGCGAAGGGAGAUUUGGAGGAGGAGCGGGUGGUGCUGUUGGCUGGUGCGGCUGAGAUGAAGAGAGAAAUCGAGCAGGUGAAGUCUGAGUAUGAGGCCCUAAAUGCAGCUAAGAAGGGGUUGGAGAGAGAGAGGGAGAGGCUGGAAGCUGAGAGAGAGAGUUUGCUGGCUGAGAGGGAGGGACUUCUGGGUGACAAGGCUGGGCUGGAGAAGGAUAGGAACAGAUUGCUAGAGGAGCGGGAGGUGCUUCAGCAUGAGAAGAGUGAGUUGGAGGAGAGGGUGGAGAGGGCUGAGAGGAAAGUAGAAGCAGGGAAGCAGGAGAGGGGAAGGUUGGAAGAGAGGGUGGUGGUCUUGGCAGGGGAGGGAGAGGAGCUGACUGUGAAGGUUGGGGAGCUUGAAGCUGAGAGGAGCGGAUUACUUGAGGAGCGGGAUAUGCUUCAGAAGGAGAAGGUUGAGUUGGAGGAGAGGGUGGCUGCCUUGACAGCAGAGGGAGAGGAGCUGACAGUGAAGUUAGGGGAGCUUGAACUUGAAAGGGCUUAUUUGAUGGACCAGACAGGAGGGCUGAUCAGGGAGAAGGAGGUGCUGACUGGUGAAAAGGAGAGAUUGGUGGAGGGGAAGGCAGCAGUUGAAGCUGAGAGGGAUGGGCUGAAGGUACAGUUAGGGGAGAUGGAAAUAGAGAGGGCGGGUCAUGUGGAGCAUAUUGGGUCUCUCCAGGCAGAUAAGGGGUUGCUGAUGGGUGAGAGGGAGGAGCUGGUAAAGCAGAAGGCAGCAGUGGAGGCUGAGAGGGAUGGGCUGCAGGUGAAGAUAGGGGAGCUGGAGGUUCAGAGGGAGGAACUGGCAGUGAAGCACAGGGAGCUGGAAGGUGAGAGGGCUCGUCUGAUAGAGCAGAUCGGAGAUUUGAACAGAGAGAAGGAUGUGCUGAUGGGUAAGAGGGAGGAGUUGGUGGAGGAGAAGGCAACAGUGGAGGCUGAGAGGGAUGGGCUGAAGGUGAAGCAAGGGGAGCUUGAAGCUGAGAGGGCGGUUCUUGUAGAGCAAAUUGGGUGCUUGCAGGCAGAUAAGGGUGUGCUGAUGGGUGAAAAGGAGGAGUUGAUGGAGGAGAAGGAAGCAGUGGAGUGUGAGAGGGAUGGACUGAAGGUGAAGCAAGAGGAGCUUGAAGCUGAGAGGGCGGUUCUUGUGGAACAGAUUGGGUGCUUGCAGGCAGAGAAGGGUGUGCUCGAGGCGACGGUGGGAAGGCUGCAAUGGGAAUGGACAGAGCUUCAAGGACAGCUUGAUUCGUUACAAGGGGAGCAUGACUCGUUACAGGGAGAGUUUGAUUCGCUGCAAGGAGAGUUCGGUGCACUGCAGCAGCAGAAGGUGGGCGUGGAAGCGGAGAGGGCAGAGCUGCAAGACAAGGCUCGUGCUCUGGAGGAGAGGCGAGCAGAUUUGGAAGGAGAGAAGGCCGUUUUGGAGGGAGAGAAGGCCGUUUUGGAGGGAGAGAAGGCCGUUUUGGAAGACGUGGUGCGAGGUCUGAGAAGCGAGAAGGAGUCAGUUGAGAGUGCUAACUGCGAGCUCAGGGCCUCCCUGAGCGAAAUUGGAAGCACUGUGCAGCAACUAGAGAAUGCAGUGGAGGAGCGGGAGGGUGCUGUGAGGAGGCUGGAAGGGACUGUGCUGCAGCUAGAGCAGUCAUUGGAGGAGAGGGAGGGCGCUAAUUGCGAGCUCAAAGCAUUGCUGAGCGAGAUUAGGAGCACUGUGGCGCAGCUAGAGAAUGCACUGGAGGAGCGGGAGGGUGCUGUGAGGGCUUUGGAGGGCACAGUGCAGCAGCUGGAGCAGAAAUUGGAGGGCACUAACUGCGAGCUUGAGGCCUUGGUGGAGGAGAGUAGGAGCACGGUGCAGCAGCUGAAGGAUGCACUGGAGGAGAGGGAGGGUGCUGUGAGGAGGCUGGAAGGGACUGUGCAGCAGCUGGAGCAGACGUUGGAGGAGAAGGAGGGCGCUAAGUGUGAGCUCGAGGUGUUGGUGAAGGAGAGUAGGGGCACUGUGCAGCAGCUGAAGCAUGCAUUGGAAGAGAAGGAGGGUGUUGUGAGGAGGUUGGAAGGGGCAGUGGAGGAACUGGAGGGGGAGCGGAAGGCAGGAGAGGAGGAGAUGAGUGCGAUGAAGGUGGAGCAAUCAGAGCUAGAGGCUUCCCUGCUGCAGCGGCAAGUGCGACAGGUGGAGCUGGAAAGUAGCCUGCAGGAGAUGAAAGGAGAGAAGGAGAAGUUUGAAUCACGGCUGCAGGAGGCACAGCAGGUGCAGCAGGAAAUGCAGCAGCAGCUGCAGAGGAAGGAGGAGGAGAUGAGAGGCCAGCAUGAGGAGUGGGCGCAGGUGGAGAAGAGAUGGGAUGCAGAGAUGAGGGAGAAGGAAGCUGCGUGGAAGGAGCUGGAGGGGAGGCUGAGGGGAGAGGUAGUGGAGAGGGACGGGCAAGUGGGGAGGCUGAAUGGGCAGGUGGAGGGACUUGAGGGGCAGAUGAGGAAGGAGAGAGAGCGUGUUGUUGCUCUGAGUGCAGAGGUGAACGGGCUUCUGGAGGUGAAGGGGCAGUUAGAGAUGCAGAGGGAAGGGGAUGUGAGGGAGAAGCAGCAGCUGGGAGAGAGAGUGGAUGUUUUGGAACAGAGGCAGCAGGAGAUGGAGCAGAGAAUUCAACAGGAGAGAGAGCAGCUGCAGGAGAGCCAGAAGCAGCUUCAGGCUAUGGAGAACCAGCUUAUGGGCAAGGAGAAGCACAUGAAGGUGGCAGAGCAGCAGCUUCGGGCCGAACGUGAGAGGAUGGCUCGGGAGCAGCGACUGAUUUCCCAAGCCUUGUUUGAUGCUAACCUGGAGCUCAUGCAUCGAUCAAAGGGCUCUUCUUGA
This is a messenger RNA of Closterium sp. Naga37s-1, 8691 nucleotides long. Lineage: Eukaryota; Viridiplantae; Streptophyta; Zygnematophyceae; Desmidiales; Closteriaceae. The record is from the annotation of a GenBank genome assembly.